AUGGCAGCUGCGAUGCAAGGCCCUUACGUAGGCGUUGGCCCUUCGAGUAACGAUCAGGAACCCGCCAUAGAGAUGACGAGGACACUCACUGGAAAGACGAGGUACUCAGGGCCCAAUGUCUCGCCCUUGGAGAUGUUGAAAGCCUUGCUCCCAGCAGCGCUUCUGAUAAUGGCCGUCCUCUGGAUAAACGCGUCUCACAUUUACGGCCUAUUCCAUCAUCAAGGAGCUUAUGUUCACAGGGCGAAAGUCGCGCUGGCAGACUUUGAUGGAAGCGACUUUGGCGAGGCUCUACGAGCAGCAGCAGCAUCGAACAAUGGGACUUACGGAUUUCCUACCUUUGUCAACGUCAACACCACAGGAUCGUCCCCUGAGCAGAUCCGACAUGAGGUCUUCGAGGGGAAAUAUUGGGCAGCGAUCGUUGCGCGACCCGGGGCGACGACUCGAUUCAACGAUGCCGUAAACGGUACUGCUACACAAUACGAUUCCAGUAACGUCUAUACCUACUAUGUACUAUCUGCGCGAUACUACACGCUCUACGCCUCGACAAUACUCACAUCGACUAUCACCACUACAUCAGUCGCAUCCAGCAUCUUCAACACUGAAUACAUAACAGCCCGCCUCGCCAGCGGCUCAUUUGCCAACAGCACUACUGCACUAUCCACUCUUGCGAUUCCCGCACGUGCUGUCGAAGCUCAAGCAGGAUCUCAAGACUUCGCCGACCUAGACGACAAAGCUUUCAUCAAUACCCUUGGUACCGUCUUACCCAUCCUCAUGCAAUUCUUCUUCAUCAUGGCAUGGAACGGCAUAUGCAACGGUAUGCACUUGUAUGCUGCUUACGACCUGCGUACACACAUCCUCGCCCGCCUGUUUUGGAGCACUGUUUGGCCCAUAUUCACCAGUUUAUGUACUGCGGGAUGGACUUUUGCAUUCCGCGGCUCUUACCAUAUCGAUGCGAAGAUGUUCUUUGCUUUCUGGGCUCUAACGUGGGUAUUCAGUAUGAUACAAUUCGAUGUCCUGGACAUCAUUACUGGAUUCAUACCUAUGGCAUUUGUGCCAUUCUUUUUCCUCACUUGGGUCAUCUUCAACGUUGCGGCAUCGCUUGGGCCAGAGGAAAUCCUUCAUCACUGGUACAGGAUCAGCUACUUCUUUCCAUCGCUACAUUGGUAUAAGACAUUUAUUACCAUCAUCACGCAGGGCGGCGUCAACAGGCUAUACUACACACUACCUGUGCUCGCUGCUUGGCUAGUCUUGGUGAAGCUUUUGAGUCCGCUGGCUACGAGGAACCGUGUAAGGAGGGCACAGGAGGUGUAUAAGUGGUACAAUGAAAGGCACGCUAUUGGCGGCCCUCACUAA
Molecule: messenger RNA, 1353 nt
Organism: Alternaria arborescens
Lineage: Eukaryota; Fungi; Ascomycota; Dothideomycetes; Pleosporales; Pleosporaceae
Exons: 1
Coding region: 1-1353 (450 amino acids)
Cellular component (GO): membrane
Source: RefSeq, a predicted model, not a curated record